Messenger RNA from Seriola dumerili (greater amberjack), 2331 nucleotides. It is a transcript of the gene mybl1, whose product is annotated as MYB proto-oncogene like 1. The record is from RefSeq and is a predicted model, not a curated record. The transcript is spliced from 16 exons. Gene Ontology annotation, molecular function: DNA-binding transcription factor activity, RNA polymerase II-specific; RNA polymerase II cis-regulatory region sequence-specific DNA binding. Gene Ontology annotation, cellular component: nucleus. Gene Ontology annotation, biological process: regulation of DNA-templated transcription. NCBI's taxonomy places the organism in Eukaryota, Metazoa, Chordata, Actinopteri, Carangiformes, Carangidae. Bases 1 to 2331 code for a protein of 776 amino acids.
AUGGACAACGCGAAAACACGCAGUUUUAGCAAUGAUGAGGAUGAAGAGCUGCACUCCACAGAUCCAGAGAGUAAAGAGAAGAGCAAAGAUAAAAAGACACUGUGCAAAGUAAAGUGGUCCCGAGAUGAGGAUGAAAAGCUGAAAAAGCUUGUCGAGCAGCAUGGAACUGACUCCUGGAAAUUAAUAGCCAACUUUUUUCCAGGGAGGACAGAUGGCCAGUGUCAGCACCGCUGGCAGAAGGUGCUCAACCCUGAGCUGGUGAAAGGACCCUGGACAAAAGAGGAGGAUCAAAAGGUUAUCGACCUGGUACACAAGUAUGGCCCCAAGCGUUGGUCGGUGAUCGCAAAGCACCUCCAGGGGAGGAUCGGAAAGCAGUGCCGUGAACGGUGGCACAAUCACCUCAACCCAGAGGUGAAAAAGUCUUCAUGGACUCAGGAGGAGGAUCGAAUCAUCUAUGAAGCCCACAAACGUCUGGGCAACCGCUGGGCAGAGAUCUCCAAGCUGCUUCCUGGACGGACAGACAACUCCAUCAAGAACCACUGGAACUCUACCAUGAGGAGGAAGGUGGAGCAUGAGGGCUACCUGCAAGAUGACUGCAAGACUUUGACUUCCUCUCAUACCGGAGCGAAAAGACGCCACCACAGGCUGUGUCCUCCAACUCCAGCAGAGCCACAGAACUGUGAUCGCAGCCCCCUGUCGAUACUGGGGCCCAACCAGAUGGGGGGAUAUCCAUAUGAUCCUCACAGUGGACAUGUGAUGGACAGUGUUCCUGAAAACUCAGGCUUCAUACCGCCAUCCUGCCUGGAUGAUCCUGACAGAGAGCAAAGAAUUAAGGAGCUUGAGCUGCUGCUUAUGUCAGCAGAGAAUGAAGUCCAGCGACAAGUGCAGUGCAGAGGUCCAUGUAGCUUGGAGCAGUAUUCAGCGUGGUCAGACAGCGUGUCAGAUGACACGUUGACCACAAGUAGCAGCAGCCUGGAGGAGCAGGCAGAGAGAAGACCCUGGACAGGACCUGAGAUUCCCCAGGGUCCUCCAGCGCCGCUUCCUGUCUCUCCCAGCAAGUUCCUGGCUGUGGAGGCCAGCACUGUGCUCUCCACCCUGCAGACCAUACCAGAGUUUGCAGAAACCAUGGAGCUCAUUGACUCUAUGUGUCUUGCUCUGCAGGACCCUGUUGCAUGGAGCGACGUGACCAGUUUCGACCUGUCAGAGACAACGACGCCGCCCAGGCACAAUCAGGCAGGCUACACCACUCUCCUGCAAGAGAGGACGAUUGAUAAUUCAAUGGGCUACACAGUCAAUACAUCGACCGCCAUUUCAGGCCGAGACAAGAACUGUGCUUCAUUUGGUCUGGGCAGUGUCACCUCCCUGACUCCCAUCAACUCAUCCAAACCCUCCCAGGGAUCCAUUGGGAGGAGGAAGAGAAGAGAGAAAGGGGAACCGUCUCCUUUGUGCGACAGGACCUGCUCUUCUUUUUUGGAAAAUAACUCAAAUUCUCCCAAGAAAACGCCCACAAAGUCACUGCCAUUUACCCCGUCCCGAUUCUGCAACAUAUCGGGGGUGGAGCACCUGAAUCUGGAUAACCCUGCCCUCACCUCGACUCCCGUGUGUGGCCAAAGGUGUCUCCUUUACACACCGGUCCACAAAGAAACCACACCUAAGCACCAGAAAGAGAAUGAUGGUUCACGGACCCCCAAAUUCCGUAAAACUGUAAUGAUUCCAACCCCAAGGACACCGACUCCUUUCAAAAAUGCUUUGGCUGCUCAGGAGAAAAUGCACGGGCCCCUGAAGAUGGAGCCGCAGCCUUUGGCAUUUCUAGAAGAGGACAUUCGAGAAGUUCUGAAGCAGGAGACUGGAGCAGACAUCUUCAACAGAGCAGACGUUCAGCCAGACUACAGAGCAUGGAAACAUAAUAUGGAUGGCCCAGCUAGAAAAGUGCGCAAGUCCCUUGUGCUAGACCCUUGGGGGAAGGACUGCCUCAACGUCCAACUCUUCCAAGAGCAGCUCAACAACGCACAAGUGCCAGAGGAAAGUCUACUGACAAGCUCCUCACUGAUCACCCCCGUCCCUGAGCAAGAGGAGUGCAGCCGCCCUUUGACGUCUGCGAGAGAGGAGCCCUCACUCGUCCCUGUACAUCAACAUCGCUUUACGAGCCCACGGGUGAAGAAGCUCCCCGCCUCCCACAAAGCACCAAAACACGCCGCUGUGCAGGUGAGUGAGUGGGAAGCAGUGGUUUAUGGGAAGACGGAGGACCAGCUGAUUAUGACAGAACAGGCCCGUCAAUACCUGAACCCUUACCCGUCGUCUGGCUCUACCUCAAGGGCCCUUGUGCUUUAA